Octopus bimaculoides (California two-spot octopus) is the source of this 5240-nucleotide messenger RNA. Its product is annotated as forkhead box protein J2. Gene Ontology annotation, biological process: regulation of transcription by RNA polymerase II. Gene Ontology annotation, cellular component: nucleus. Gene Ontology annotation, molecular function: RNA polymerase II cis-regulatory region sequence-specific DNA binding; DNA-binding transcription factor activity, RNA polymerase II-specific. The record is from RefSeq and is a predicted model, not a curated record. Lineage: Eukaryota; Metazoa; Mollusca; Cephalopoda; Octopoda; Octopodidae.
GAUUAGUGCGUCGGACAAAAUGUUUAGUGGCAUUUCUUCCGGCUCUUUACGUUCUGAGCUGAAAUCUCGCCGAAGUCAACUUUGCUUUUCACAUUUCCGGGGUCGAUAAAAAUAAGUAUCAGUUGAACACUGGAGUCGAUUUAAUCAAUUUACCCACUUCCUCUAACAAAUUGCUGGCCUUGUGCCAAAAUUAUAGACCAGUUUUAAUGGCGAGUUCACAGAAUCGUUAGAGCAUCAGGAAACUGCUUAGCAGCAUUUUCUGCGGCUCUUCAUGUUGAUCUGAAAUUCCACCGAGGUCAACUUGCUUAUCAUCUUUUCGGGUUCGAUGAACUAAGUACCAGUUGAACGCUUGGGACAGCUGUAAGCGAUUUAACCCUCCCCUAAAAUUGCUGGCUUUGUACCAACAUUAUUAUGCUUGUUUUCUUUUCUCUCUCGAUAUUUGGAGUAGAAGUGUAUCUAAGAUUUUUGUUACACAAAUUUGGUUUCAUUAAUAGUUUUGUCAUAUAGGAAGUCUUUGACAAGGCAAGUGUUUUUUUUUUUUUAAUGCAUUUACCGGAAAGAGAACAAAAUUGUUUUGGACAUUUGUUCGAUUUCGUUGGUAAUGGUGUCGAACAGUAGAGGCAACGCUUCCCCAAGCAACAAUGAAAAUAGCAUUUCUGCCAUUGCUAAACAAAAUAAUAUCAAGCCUGGACUGCCAAAGUUCUUCCCUGUUGUAAACAUGGAAAGUUUUGCCUUUACAGAAAAAAUAAAGGUGUUUUUUGAAAGUUUCUGAAGUUUUCAUCGAUGACACAAACAACACUGACACACAUACACAAAAGUGUCGUUAAUACAUGGAGUUUGUUUUGCGUAAGCUGCCUCAACUGUUGAAAUAAUAUAUAUGAACUAAUUGAUAUAUAUUUAAAUGUAUCCACUCAUGAGGAUGGGAAUUAAAUGCAGUCUCAAGAAGAAUGGAGGACUGAGAGAUAGCAGAAAACGGGAAAAGAGACGAAGAACCAAAAAGAACAGACAGACAGACCUGCCAUGAAAGUUCUAAAAAACUCAACCAAAAGCUCGAACAGGAACUAUUUGAGUUAUAUGAACUAGAGGAAACUGAGCUGCCCAGUCCGUGGAUGGAGUAGAAAUUAGACAGGUGCUGUACCUCUUCCACCAGGAUCGAGAUUGCUGAUAAAAAGUAAUACCCCAAAACAAAUUUUUAAUGGAUUUUCAAACCACCACAUCUUGUUCAUUUAAUUAACAAUAAUUUUCUUACAAAAAUUAACGGUCAUUAUUGUUACAUUUUGUAAUGAUAAUUAUAAAAAAAAAUCUAUUAAGAAUGAUUAAAUACAGUUAAGAGGAAAAUUGCAUGAACCUGAAUCCCAGAGAUAUACAUACCAACAUACUCUCCUACUAAACGAACAAACAAACUAGAACAACAAAAAAAGCGACCCAAAGAAAAAACAAUUAAUAAUAAUCGUAAAAUAAUACCAAAACUAACAAUGGUUACAAUAACAACCGGAAUAAUAUUUAAAAAAGAAAAGAGGAAGAAAAUAUAACUACACACACACAUUAUAUAUAUAUAUAUAUAUAUAUAUAUAUAUAUAUAUAUGCAUAUGUUUGGUGAUACAUAAAUAGGUUUGCGUUAUAUAGGUUUUCGUUAUAUACACACACAUAUAGACUUAGUUAUACAUAUAAGUAUAAAUAGGUUUAGUGAUAUACAAACACACACACACACACACACAAGAAUGUGAAACAACUAGAUAAAUAUAUAUAAACUAUUAGCAAACGUUUUACUGCCGCCCCUCCCCCAUUUCCUCUCCUACUUUUUGAAUAUCUUUAUUUUCUUUCUUUCUUUCUUACUUUUUUUCCUCUUUAAAUACCAUUUUUGAAGUGAUUCACCAAAGAAUAAGCAAGAUAGGUGAGCUUCUUCCUAAUGAGCAGAGGAAAAAAAAAAACUCUGAUGGAACCCGGUUCUCGUUCGAAAACUGUAGUGGCUGUUUAAUUAAUGCUCUUGAGAAAAGCAUACCCUUCACGACAUCCCAUCUUUAUUUAUUUGAGAAAACAUAAGCAAAAACAAAUUUGGCGGUGUAUCUCUAGUGAAACGAAAUAAGUGGCGUGUGCGGAUGGCUGAUAAGUUUAAAGCUCAUUUACAGUAAGCGGGGAGGUGACCAUCCGUAGUGUAAGUUGUGUAAGAAUUUAGUUAGUGUCGGUGGCGUGGACUUUUCCUCAAGUUGUUAUCUACACUUUUUAUUAUGAUUUUUUAUACUGCAUUACCUCUUGUGGUGAUGUUCCCUUAGUUAAAAAGAAGAAAUAAAAAAACGUAUACAAGUUACGUAAUCUCAAGUUUUUCCCUUCCCUUACUUUCCCUUUAAAAUAUAUAGCGCCCGUAUCUAGUGAACCGAAAUCUGAUCUGAACUACUGCGAAGAGGUGCGGGGGGAGAUGCCCCUCUCUCUUUCUCUCUCUCUCUCUCUCUCACUUCACCGUUCUGUAAGAGAGGCGUAUAUGUAAUUGAGCUAUCGGUAAACCGAGUCGCUGAUGUGAUGUGAUGCGACUCGUAAACAUUAUGAUUUCUUCAUUUCGGUUUCCCCUCGCGUUACGCCGCCCUGCUAAUUGAGCAAUUACCUCUUGUUGGGAAAGCAUGAACGUGACAGCAUCCAAAUAAUUUUUUUCCCUUCUGCUUAUCAAACAAGGAUGAGGCUUUUUAAGCUCUGUUAACAUUUAAGAAACAAAACAAAAAUAGUAAUAACGGACAUUGAGGAAACGCGUAUGAAUUUCUUUUCCAUUAAUUAUCAAACAGUUUUUUUUUUUUAAAUAGCUUUACAGACAACAUACGCACAGAUAAUUACAGCGCGGCAGGCACAUAUUAAACCAUCAAAAAAAAAAAAAAAAAGAAAAAAACCAACAAAAAUCAUGACUUCAUUUAAACAUUAUUUAGUGUCAAAAUUUUCGUCACACCAACUACAACCUGGUCACUGACGCGAUUCCACUACAUUGCGGUUUUUCAGAUCAUAUCACUUUGCCUGGCAAGUACACUUCCAACACACACACACACAGAGAACAGAAAUUAGGCAAGUUAAUACCAAUCGGUGAUAGUAAAAAAAAAAAAGAAAAAACAAAAACAAAAAACACAAGCACACACAUACACACAUCACCACCACCAACAAAGGAAACAUACCUUCGAAACAAACUUUUUAUAUAUAUAUAUAUAUGCUUUUAAGGUUCCCUGUUUCUGUCUCUUAUGUCGUUUUUAAUGUUUAACUUUCCCGCCCCUCUCCAUGCUGCAGCAUCCAAACAUGCUUGGGAAAUAUCCACAUUUCGCACAGCACAACUCUCCAGUCACGCCGUUUGCAGGUUUUGCACUUGUCAUUGUGAAAACACCAGUAAACAUAGUAAUAAUAGUAAUAUUAAUAAUAACGAUAAUAGUUUCUGCAACUACUACUACUACCACUACUGCCAUUAGAAAGUUGGACGAAGACAGCGAAAUUAGUGAAAGUAUCACCGACGCAAGCUGUAGAAGACGAAGGAAAUCGACAACAAAACUAACAACGAAAGCAUUGAAAACAACAACAACAACAACAACGAUAACCGGAAUAACAACAACAACAACGAGAAAGACAGCAGCAGCAGCAGCAGCAGCAAUUUCAUUCAGACAAACAGCACCAACAUUAUCAGGAGCAGCACUAUCGUUAUCAGCAAUAGCGGUGGCAUCUUCUGCAGUAACGACAGCGGUAGCAACAGAAACAUCUGAAACAGCAGCAGUAAUAAUAGUAACAGCAGCAGCAGCGGCAGCAGUAGAAGCGACAAAGUCAGCCGCCACAGCAACACCUGCAGUGGUAUCAUCAUCACCAUCGAAGAAAAUAGCAGCGACUGCCGGUUGGGAGACGACGGUAUCAGAGCAGCUUAGUGACGGCAGUAGAAACUGCUGUGUAGCUGCACGAGCAGCAGCAGCGGCGGCAGUGGAAUUGCAGUAGUAUUCUUAAACACCGGUUUCAACAACAACAACCACAACCACAACAACAACAGCAGCAGCAGCAAGUAGUAGAGUAGCGAGGAAGCAGUAGAAAGAGUAGCGGUAUUGGUGUUCAAGAUGGCGGACCUGGAGAGUAGUCUGACCGCGAUGGACUGGCUACCGCGUCUUAGUGUGGGAGGGGCCAUGACGGGAACAGGAGUCGGGGGUGCAACCGCCGGAAAUGCUGGCGCCGGUUGCAUUACUAACAACGGUGGGGCCCUUAUGAGGACAGUGGACAGCCAGAUGGGGCUUCAAAAGUCGGCCGUGUCGGCUUAUCAACACCAUCACACCCACCACAACCCUCCACCACCGCCACCGCCUCCUCACCUAAAUAACAACACGCCGGGAGGCGGCGGUGGAGGCGGGGGCGGUGGUGGCGGCGGCGGCGGCACCACGGACGGUGGCGGCGGUGGCGCCGGCGGUGGAUGUCCGCCGCUCUCGCAACCGCCGCAUCCUCAUAGCAUUAACAACGGCAACCACCAUCACAACAGCAACAACAAUCACCACAACAACCACACUAACAACAACAACAGCCAACAACACAACAACUCUAGCAACCACCACCACAACAACAAUCCACACCUCCCCCACCAUCAGCAACAGCAAGCACAACACCACCAUCUACAACAACAGCACCAUCAACCACCACCACUACCACCACCACCACCACAACAACAACACCAUCACCCCCACGCCGCCAGAGACGGCAAACCGCCCUAUAGUUAUGCCAGUUUGAUAACAUUUGCAAUAAACAGCUCCCCGAGGAAAAAAAUGACUUUGAGUGAGAUUUAUCAAUGGAUAUGUGAUAACUUCCCUUAUUACCGGGAUGCUGGGAACGGAUGGAAGAAUUCUAUAAGACAUAAUCUGUCAUUGAAUAAAUGUUUCUUAAAAGUGCCACGGUCUAAAGAUGAUCCUGGGAAGGGAUCAUAUUGGGCUAUUGACAAUAAUCCAUCAGAUGACCCGGUUCCAUCUCGGCAGAAAAGAAGGCGACUCAAUGAAAGAGCAUCUCCAUACAGUCCAGAACCAACAAUGAACAGUCAUCAAAUGAACUCUCCAACACUGAAUGCAAUUAAUAUGCAUCCAGCCACAACCCAGGGUAACCAGGUAGCUUCAUUACCAUUCAUGGAAGAAAACUCACCGCCAGAAAAUUUGAGUGCAUCAUUCCGCAGCUUAUAUAAAUCUGUUUUUGAACAACAUAAUAAUGGUAAGUACUUUUAAUGUUACCGUUUCUGGCACCAGUGGAACUGACUGCUG